UUGUUAUUUUUUUACAGCACAUUUUUGUAAAAGUGCAGUAGUAGAGAAAUAUCAAUAAAUAUCAAGUUAAUGAUAUCAUUAAUGUUGGUGGCAUUCCAUGUAGGAGUUCCCUGCUAAUAUGCUUACUUCUUCACUGGCAUAACUUACUGGGCUACUUGCAUGGAAUGGGGUCAUCGUGGAUAUUAUUAGUCACACCUUUGCUAUGACAAGUACAAAUGUCUGUCGUGAAAAAGGACUAUUAUGCAAGUGCAGGAAGGUUAAGACCAUCAACACACCACAACUAUUUCCACCCCAUUUUGUGCUCUAAUUAAUGGUCAAACUACAAAGACCCAAAUUUAGUUCAGUACUCACAUUAUCCACAAUUGAACCCCUUUUAAUCGAUACACAUUUUUAUUUUCAACAAGGAAGUACGUAAGGUCACACCAACAGCAGAAGUGACUACAUGAGCUAUAUGAAGCCGAAGCUUUCACAAAGCAGUAACCACAGAAAAUACAUGUUGUACAAUGUUAUCAGAUGAUGUUUGCUGUUUUAUUUAGCUUCACAUUGCAGAACGUGAUGUUACUUUCUCAAGGAGACGAGGUUUUUUCUCAACUCAACCACCAGAUGUCGACAGGAGGCUGGAAAUGCAAUGCAUCCACUGUAUGAAGUAGUUAAAAUAAAAACGACAAAUAUAAUUACAUAAAUCCAAAUAGAUGUUAUUUCAUUUCAUACCACGUUUCUUAAUUUAUUUUCUUAUUUUUUAUAGUUUAACUGGAUUACAAUUUUUUUGACGUCUAACGUUAUGUUGUUGAACUAAAAAAUGAGCGUGACAGGCUUUUAGUUUGGUUAUUGUUCGGUGACAAGAAACUACGAAAAAACUACUGCACAAACCAAACAUUGCGGUUGAUUUAUCUUCUUGGCCAACACACAUAAAACGUGUUUUUUUACAGAACAUCUAGCUAAGCAACGAUGGAUUUUAUUCUGAAGUUUUGCCCGGAUGUGGUGUGGAAGUUGAGUAUAGCAUAGCGGGCUAACAGAAGUGCCUACCUGCUCCUGAAGAAAACAACAAAGUCCCACGCCGGUGGGACACUUGUCAUCAUGGCAGUGUUGUGGUGUAAACUGUGACAACUAACGCCAAGAUGAUGAACGACAUCAUAGAGGAACCAGAGAAGGACACGCUGCUCGAAGCGCAGUCGGAACCACAAGUUUUGUCGGGCCCCAGUAAUGGCACAAGACCGAAGACCACUGAUGGAGGGAUCAGGCCGGUGGAGAAGAGAGGACCUUACAUCAUGUCCAGAGUUCCAGCAAUCCACCUCAAACUACAGAAACACAGGGAGAUGGCGAGGAAGGCGCUGAAGAAGAAAGCCCUCUCACCAGGACCUCCGGUGAUGCAUCAGCCCAGGCAAGGAGCGAAGAGGACUGUGAAGUAUAACAAGGGCUACGCUGCUCUGAGUCAGCACGCUGAAGACACUUUGGUUGCGAUGGACUCAGACAGCGAUGAAGAGAUCGAUUUUGAGCAGUAUUCCUCAGGAUACUCUUCAGCUGAGGUCCACCCUGAUUUAAGCAAGCAGCUUCUCCAGGACGGCUACCGCCUGGAUGAGAUCCCCGACGACGAGGACCUGGACCUGAUCCCGCCCAAAGCCAUGGGCUCCUCUGUGUGCUGCUGCCCCGAGGGCCCGUCCUGCACCACGCAGUGAUGCCCGGUGCCGCUACUCCAACCGCUACAAAGCUCCUGUCCCUGACUUUAGUCACCGGUGCCUGAGGCCCUCUUUCUAACCCAGCUCUGCCGCUGUGCUGCCUGAGGACUUCCAGCUCUGAAGCCAAACUCCCCGUUGAUGCAGGACCACGUGCACAGAGAUCGCUCAACCCACGCGAAAAAACCCCCCGCAGACGGACAUGAGAAACAAGCCUUAUUCACUGUGACCCCAAAGCUUGACCUCUUUUUAUUGAACUUCAUGAAAUGCUAACUAUGCCCGUGCUCCAAAGAGAGUGGUCGUGCACACCAUGGGAUAUGUCCUCGUUGACCCAAUGGUUACUGUCUUUUCCCGCUCAUUUUCCAGUUAUUAACUAACUAUAUGAAGCCUCACAUGAUCAUUUACAUUCCUUGACUAUUGUUGCAUUAACUGGAUGUUUAUUGUUUUUCUUUAAUGUCUCUGUCAUUACAAAUUCCGAUGACACCUCGUCUAACAAGCAGAAUAACUUCAUUCUAUGUUUUGUUUUUUUUUGUUUUUUUUUUUGUUUUUAUGAAGCAGAGCACUAAAUUGAAAUGGGUCGUCAGAUGAUUGAGUGAAACCA
Molecule: messenger RNA, 2274 nt
Organism: Anarrhichthys ocellatus (wolf-eel)
Lineage: Eukaryota; Metazoa; Chordata; Actinopteri; Perciformes; Anarhichadidae
Gene: fam219b
Product: family with sequence similarity 219 member B
Exons: 6
Coding region: 1119-1676 (185 amino acids)
Source: RefSeq, a predicted model, not a curated record